AUGAAUAUUCGAGGAUUUAAGUUUUUGGUUGAAGCUUCCAUCAUUAAUGUUUAGAUAGGCGUUCAAUUUAAUUGUAAAAUAUAGGUCAUUCUAAAAAGAGGUAUACCAUUUCAUACUUAUUAAUUCAAAAAGGAUCAUCGAAAUUGGAAACCCAACCUACCUAUGAAUUACGCAAAGGCCUUGCAAUAAUAAAUGAAUCCUUAAAUUUUAGCAUAUCAGUCAGUUUGGGAUUGGAUGGCAAAUUUGAAGAUAAAAAAACUCAAAUAAUUGUAAUUCUAGUCACUGAAAAAGGAUAAAAGAAUGCAGGGAUGCAUAACCUGAAUAUAUCGCAAUAUCUCAAUCAACAGCAAUUUGGUAUGAGAAUGUUCUCUAAAAAUUACUAGAAUUUUAAGAAGCUUUGCCAUUAGAAAAAUGUCCAGAUAAAAAUGCAAAAGUUUUAGUCGACUUUAAAAUUAAACAAAUAGGAGAAAUAGAUUAAGAGUAAUACUAAAUUUCAUCUAGAUUGGAAACUACAGACCAGUCACUUGAUAUCUCAUAAGUUUCAAUAUAUACGCCCAACAAAAUACUCUAGGAAUCAAAGAAUGAAUACAGCGAUAAAGUACAAUAAAAUUAUCUUAGACAUAAAGAAGUAAGAUUAUGAACUAAAUCUCUAAAUUUAAAAGCUAAGAUAGAAAUUAAACG
Messenger RNA from Paramecium octaurelia, 681 nucleotides. Lineage: Eukaryota; Ciliophora; Oligohymenophorea; Peniculida; Parameciidae. The record is from the annotation of a GenBank genome assembly.